This is a messenger RNA of Bombyx mori (domestic silkworm), 1184 nucleotides long. RefSeq names its product hatching enzyme-like II (gene HELII). NCBI's taxonomy places the organism in Eukaryota, Metazoa, Arthropoda, Insecta, Lepidoptera, Bombycidae. Gene Ontology annotation, biological process: proteolysis. The record is from RefSeq and is a predicted model, not a curated record. Bases 381 to 1118 code for a protein of 245 amino acids. Gene Ontology annotation, molecular function: metalloendopeptidase activity; zinc ion binding. The transcript has 6 exons.
UUCGGUUGAAGUUGUGUUGAUAAAAUACGGGGAUGUAAAAAAACUGAAUUUCAUAGUUCACGGCAAACCGUUGCUAUUGGACCAAUAAACGUUGUGGGCCAAUAUUUCAAGGCAUUUAAGUAUAAAAAUGAAGCUCAGGAUUGUGUCGUGUGAGCGUUCAAGUUAAAUUGACGCAAUUGAUACCGCCACCGAAGCCACUACAUUCAUUGUUUUGGAAACGGGACAUUAAUUGAAAAUAAACCAGAUUCUAAGCAUUUUUUGACUCAUAUCCAGCAAUACGAUAAUUGCUUUAAAAUGACGUCAUUUGGAGCUACAAAAGCUAUUCAAGAAAAUUUUAUGCCAACUUUCAAGGCGAUGGGAUUCAGUUCGCCGCGAGAACCAUGACCAAUCCUCUGGCCAACCCUGAGGAGAACAGCGGCAAAUUCCAAGGAGAUAUUAUCCUAGACGACUUCAUGAUUGAAAUCCUACUCAGGCAGUACGCAAUGGGGCGUAACGCGUACACGUGGCCAAAUACUAAGUGGCCGAACAACACCGUUGUUUGGGAAUUUGGAGAGGGGGAAUUUGAUCCUCGUCUGCAAGCCACCAUCGAGGAGGCGAUCGAAGAUAUCGAAAAACACACAUGCCUCAAGUUCCGUUACCGCGAGGCUGGAGACACAGCCUUUGUCAGACUCACCGGUAAAGCUGAUGGAUGCUAUGCCAGCAUCGGAUACUGGGAGCCACGAGGCGUGCACGAGAUGAACCUUGCCCGCGAUGAGCCAGGAGUGGGCUGUUUCCGCCACGCCACCAUCGUGCACGAGUGGAUGCACAUCCUCGGCUUCCUCCACAUGCAUGCCACCUACAACAGAGACGACUAUGUUAAGAUCAUCGAAGAAAACAUUACACCUGGUCUCGAGCACAACUUCGACAGCUACACACAAGACCUCAUUGAUAACUUAGGCAUUGAAUACGACUAUGUCAGUUGUCUGCAUUACGGACCUUACGCAUUCUCACGAAACGGAGGGAAAACUAUCGUUGCUCUGAAGGAGCACGCGGGUGCGAUGGGUCAGCGUUUGUACGUAACCAGCGAUGACUGGCUUCGCAUCAACAGACAUUACAACUGCAAAGGAGCUUGGGAUUAAGCCACCAUCAAAACAAUAAAAUGAAGCAACGCAAUAUUCCCUAAUAAUAAAAAAAUAUUUCAGUUA